CCUAGUGCAUUACCAGAUAGUCUAGCAGAUUAUACAGAAGAAGUUAGUACCCCCAACAGCCAUAUACCACCUGAAGGUCUUCUAGCCAAGGCUUUGUACCCAUGGAAGGCCAGACAGGAAACAGAUCUAACAUUUGAUAAAGAUGACACCAUUCUAGUCAGAGAGCAGCAGGAUUUGAAGUGGUUUGGUGAACUUAAUGGAAGGGUAAAAUAUUACAUCGCUAUCUAUAACUACGUAUCCCAAGAGCCAUCAGAUCUCAAUUUCAAUGAGGGAGAUAUGAUUUACGUUACUGGCACCACAGGUGAUUGGUGGGUUGGAACCUUAGCCGAUCAGAGCAAGUCAGGAGCAUUCCCAGCGACUUAUGUGAAAAAAUUGGACAUACAGCCAGAACAGAAGAGUCUUAAGAAGCCAGAAAUUGCUAGAGUUAUAGCCCCUUAUGUGGCAACUGGAACUGGUCAACUGAGCCUGGAGAUAGGAAACCUGAUCAACGUAAAGCAGAAAAGUCCUCGUGGAUGGUGGGAAGGAGAGCUGCAAGUGAGAGGUCAAAAGAAAAAGAUUGGCUGGUUUCCAGCUAAUUAUGUGAAACUAUUGGGUGGUUCCAGUGCAAGGUCAACCCCAGAACCAAUCACAGCCGCAUCGUUAAUGGUGGCAACACAGGGCAGUCGGUCAGCCACACCCCAGAGUGUUGCUAGUCAGGAUGGUUUCACUGGCAUUAAUCAGUUGGAAACUGUGGUGGCACUUUAUGCGUACGCUGCCCAGAACGACGAUGAACUAACAUUCCAGAAGGAUGCUGUGAUCACAGUGCUGAGUCGGGAUAAUUCUGAUUGGUGGAUUGGCCAGUUAGAUGGCCAGACAGGUGCAUUUCCUUCAAACUAUGUGACACCAAGUCCACAGUCUCAGUCGUGGAUGAAUGACACUCAAGGCACUCUCUCAAAAGCAGAACGUAAAAGGCAACAAGCCAUUCAAGAACUCAUCAACACGGAGGAAUCAUACAACAGUGACAUGCAAAUUGCGUUAGAGGUCUUCAAGAAGCCACUGCUCAACAACAAUGUAAUCUCUGCCGAAUUAGUAAACCUGAUGUUUGUUAACUGGGAAGAACUGAUUGUUUGCAACAAAAAGUUUUUACAAGCUCUCCGUGUAAGGAAGAAAAUGUGUGGCAAAAAUGGUGUUAUUGACAGUAUUGGUGACCUCUUGUGUGAAAGUUUACCUCACAUGACUCCCUACAUGAGAUUCUGCAGCUGUCAGCUAUCAGCAGCAGCAACUCUGCAGAGAGUGUCAGAAACUACUCCAGCUUUUCAGGAGUUUCAUAGGGCUUGCAUGCAGAACCCUAAAGUCAAGGGUGUGCACUUGAGUGGGUUCAUGUUGAAACCAAUGCAGAGGAUUACAAGAUAUCCACUGCUUAUAGACAAGAUCUUAGAAAACACUCCAGCAGACCAUGCUGAUCGAGGAAAUUUAGAGGAAGCUCUUAGUCUGGCUCAGGAGCUGUGCAACCAGGCCAACCAGUGUGUCAGGGAGAGGCAGAACUCGGACAGUCUAGAAUGGAUACAGAAACAUGUUCAUUGUGAUGGAUUAGCAGAGAACAUUGUAUUCAAUUCAUUAACAAACUGUAUGGGACCCAGGCGUUUGUUAUUCCAUGGAGUUCUGUACAAGGCAAAGAGUAACAAGGAGUUGGUGGGGUUCCUGUUCAAUGAUUUUCUUAUGUUAGCCUAUACAUCAAAACCAUUGGGACCCAGCUUCAGUACGGUGCGGGUAUUUGACACAGCUCUGCAGUUCAAAAUGUAUCGUGUGCCUAUAUUCCUAAAUGAGAUCUCAGUUAAGAAAGGAACUGAAGAUGUCGAGCCUACACAUUUCCAUAUCACCAGCGACAGAAACCUUAGCUUGAGGGCAGUCUCUGCUGUGGAAAGAGACACAUGGGUAAGGGAAAUUGAUGCAGCAUCCAAACAAUACAAGGACAAAGCCAAGACCAAACUAGAAAGAGCACACUCAGUUUUGCGAGCAAAACCAGUAGGCAGGGUCCUGGUUGUGGUGGAGGAGGGGAUAGGUCUGAGACCUGCACGUGAUGCUGGUAAGAGCGAUCCCUAUUGCGAAGUCAGCAUGGGCUCCCAAGAGCAUCGCACCAAAGUGAUCCCAGGAACUCUGAAUCCACGUUGGAAUGCUUCCAUGCAGUUUCUCAUCCGAGAUGUCGAGAGAGACACUCUCUGUUUUACAGUCUAUGACAGAGACCUUUAUUCUCCAAAUGAUUUCCUUGGCCGAACUGAAGUUAGAAUAAAAGAUGUGCUUCAUGAGAGUGGCGAGAGACGUGGACCAAUCACAAAGAGACUUAUCCUACAUGAAGUUGAAACAGGGGAGGUGGUCGUCAAGCUAGAUCUGCAGCUGUAUGAAUCAUAG
Candidula unifasciata is the source of this 2388-nucleotide messenger RNA. The record is from the annotation of a GenBank genome assembly. Lineage: Eukaryota; Metazoa; Mollusca; Gastropoda; Stylommatophora; Geomitridae.